Molecule: messenger RNA, 2511 nt
Organism: Cygnus atratus (black swan)
Lineage: Eukaryota; Metazoa; Chordata; Aves; Anseriformes; Anatidae
Gene: EFCAB6
Product: EF-hand calcium binding domain 6
Exons: 16
Cellular component (GO): nucleoplasm
Molecular function (GO): calcium ion binding
Source: RefSeq, a predicted model, not a curated record
AUGGGCCAUUAUAUAGCUUAUUUUAUUUCUCUUGUAACAAAUGUUGAAGAUCAUGGCAUGCCAGUGGAUGACGGUCAAUUCAAUCUACUAACAAAAAAGCUAGGGGUAGCAGAUGGAGGGUUGAGUUAUCUGGAUUUUGUCGCGACAUUGGAAGGAACUACAUUAUGUAACAGCCUAAACCAAAGAGUAAAUAAUGCUAAAUAUCGCUACAUGACUGCUGAAGAAUGUCUCAGUCAGCUUAAUGAUAAGCUGAUGGAAGUCUAUGGGGACACCUAUUCUGCCUUCCGUGAAACAGACAGUAACCAUGAUGGUAUCAUCAACAUGCCUGACUUUCAGCAAUUCUUGGACAGCUUUCUGUGUGGUCUUAGAGAUGAGAAGUUCUUGCACCUACUUGGUUUCUUGGGAAUGAACCUGACCACCACGUUAAAAUACCAAGAAUUCUGUCAGCUGUUCCAGACCCAGGAAACUGAGGAUGUACACCCUCGGCUGGUGCCAUCUCGCAACAAACAGAUAAUAACGGAUGCAGAGCUAGCUUGUGAUGAGGCUCAUUACUACCUUGUUAUCAAAGCAAGAACCAGAUGGCAUGACCUAGCAAGGAAUUUUCAGGAAUUUGACAGUGAGGGAAAUGUCAUUAUACAGCCAGGGGACUUGAAAAAAGUCUUGUUCAGAUUUGGCAUUCCAGUCACCCCAGAAGACUUUAAGAAGCUUUGGCCAAGGUAUGAUACAGAUGCAAAAGGAUAUCUUACUCAUCAAAAAUUUUUACAGAAACUGGGGAUAGAGUUUGCACCAGCUGACACAGGGCUCAGCAGACACAGCACAGAGGACACCUAUACAUGUUUAAAAGCAAACUAUAAUAAUCAGCAAAAGAAGCAUUCAAAGCUGGAAGAGCAGCAGCAACAGCACACUAAAGCUCUGCAUGAAAUUCCAAUAACUGACUACACUGGAUUUACACUGGGCAAGAGUAGAGCAAGCCGAUGCUAUUGUACUCCCUUGUGCUUAGGAAUCAGCAUUCAUGACAGCAAGCUCUCUUAUUUUGAUUUCCUGAGAGCAACUGAUGAUGGCAGAGCAUUUAAAUACCAACAGAGACAAAAGCAGGCUGCACCACCUGCAAGCUUUUCAGCGCUCAGCUUAGAACAGACCUUAAUUAAGAUAAAAGAAAUAGUUGCAACAUCUUAUGAUUUGUUGUACAAGUUAAAAAUAACACAGGCUUGCAACAAAGACAUCACUAAUGAUGUCACUGGUAUAACUGAAAAAGAACAAAAUACUGUGGGAGAUGCUGUUUCUUUACAGAAAUCUCUUUCCAUGCUCUUUGGAGACUCCGGUGACGCAUUUUCUCUAUCUGAUAAAGAAGGCACUGGAGUAAUUAAAGCACUAGAACUUCGGCAAGUACUUGACCACUUCUGCUUUAAAUUACGAGACAAGCAGUUCAGGCACCUUCUCAAGAACCUUAACCUUUGCAAGGAAUUGACAGUAUACUGGAAAGCUUUCCUGAGAAACAUAAACCUCCUCUCAGAGACUGAGGAAGGGCAAAAAGUCAUUCUGCCUAAAUCUUCUUGGGAGCUGUCAAAGAGAGGCAAACUCUCACAGAUACCAGAAGUAGCAACUGCUUGCUUAAACAGGAUUGCACAAGAGUUUAAAGAUAUUGACUCUUCGAAAGAUAACACGAUAUCAAAAGAGGAGUUCUGGGAUAUUUGUAACCGACAUUUUCAGCAGCUGACUGAAGAACAAUUCAAAAAUCUUUGGAACACAGUGGAUGUUGAUGCUGGUGGAUGGCUGAAAUAUCAGGACUUUUUGAGAAAGUUCAGCUCAGAACUCGUAACGAUGCCAUCAAGCACUCCCAGCAUUACUAGUCUUGCAACUUCUAUCAAGCUAGCUACCCGUGCCAUGCAGGAACCACAAGUGUCUUCUCAGCCUGAGUGUCCCAAUACAUUAUCUUCCCUAGUAGGGCAAAAGAGUAAAAUAAGACAAGAAAGGAUAUCCAAGGACAUCCAGAAGGAUGUUGGCAAGCUAGGAGAAAUCCCAGUGUCAGACUUCCUAGAUAUAGCAGAGACAUUCCACUGGGGUUUAAGUAAAGAGGAAAUUAACCAAAUAACAACAAAAUAUGACUUCAAGAAGAAUGGAAAAUUUGCAUACCAUGACUUCCUUCAGAGUUGUAUAUUGUUGUUAAAACCACAGAAAAGCUCACUGCUACAAAGGGUGAUUAUACAGAAGCCACAAAAACCGAUGAGUCCUGGACCACAAACCAUGUCAUUCUGCAGUGCAAUUACAAGAAUUCAGCCCCAGAUAUUGCACUGCUGGAGACCAAUGAAGCGAACUUUUAAAUCUUAUGAUGAAAGUCGUACUGGACUGUUAAAUAUUGCAGAUUUCAGACAAAGUUGCAUUUAGUAGGUUCUUCAUGAGUACAAAAUCAACCUAAGUGAAGAGGAGUUAUUUAGUAUUUUGGAAUAUUAUGAUAAAGCUCUCUCUUCAAAAAUAUCUUAUGAAGAUUUUCUCCAGGCAUUCUUACAGUAG